CCAGAGAAGAGUCUUACCCUUUCAAAAUUCUUGAAGAAAGAAAUAAAAGAUCUGCUUUCUUCAAGUUCUUUUGUUUACUAUAAUUAAUAUCUCUCUCUGCUCCGGGCAAUCUGCAAUCUUUGAUUUCAGGUUGCAAUUUCAUCAAAGUAUGGGUCUUUCGCCUUAUUCAUCCCCGGCGGACGGCGGUGUUCUAUGUGUGAUCCUCUUCAACACCGCCAUGUCCAUUUCCAUGAUCAAGGAGAUGGUAAGGUCAAUCCUUAGUGUCAUCGGCAUUCCCAUUGCUUCCCCAUGGGAAGAGUACCCCGCGGGAGAUGCAAUUGAAGAAUGCCGUGCAUCUCCCUCCGAGUCGUACAUGGAGGAGUUUCGGAGCCAGACUCUGACACUUCGAUACGACUCGUUUGAACCAGAUGCAGAGAUAAACCUGUUGUCGUGCGGGCACGUCUUCCACUUGUCGUGUCUUGAGAAAUGGGUCAAGUCUUGGGGGGUCACAUGCCCGCUCUGCAGGAAUUCAGUCAUGACGCUACACCAACAAGACGAUGAAGAAAAUGUGAUGAUUUGUCCAAUGUGACCGCCUUGGGCUGUGCUAGGGGUACACCAAGAUGUGUACUCCAUUUGUACAUCAAAUGUAUCACAGACACAAACAGUCUGUGUAUGUUGUUUUGUCUAUGUGUCUGUGAUACACUUGGUGUACAAAUGAGUAGACAUGUAUCCCAAGCUUUAUUUUCUCAUGUACAUGUGCUUGCUCUAGGUAGUAGUGGUGUAGAGGCCGGAGCGUAUGAGUGAAUGGCGUCUUUUUUUCAUAAAAAAGAACCUCCUCCUGCACAUGUAAAUGAUGUCAUAUGUGACGCCAUUUGAUUUCAGAUCAAAGUGGAAUCGCAUAUGACAUUUGUUCCUCAAAUGUAUAGGAGGAUGGUUUUUCU
Messenger RNA from Cuscuta campestris, 920 nucleotides. Lineage: Eukaryota; Viridiplantae; Streptophyta; Magnoliopsida; Solanales; Convolvulaceae. The record is from the annotation of a GenBank genome assembly.